Messenger RNA from Ooceraea biroi (clonal raider ant), 3949 nucleotides. RefSeq names its product sarcoplasmic reticulum histidine-rich calcium-binding protein. Lineage: Eukaryota; Metazoa; Arthropoda; Insecta; Hymenoptera; Formicidae. The record is from RefSeq and is a predicted model, not a curated record.
AUGAGGAAAGGAAAGUGGCCUUCACGGCCUGCGAAGCGAGAAUGGCUACCGACGAGCAGCGAUUCGUCGGAUAAUUGCGUUUCCAUCGUGGAUCGCGGCGGUCAGGGCAAAAACCCGGUUGGAACGCUCGAAACCAGUCGCUGGGGAAGAAACGUUUUCGCCGGCUUGGCAAUUAAACUUCCGGUGAAUCUCGGCGUCGUUCGACGCGUUAUUAAACGUUUUCUCGCGCUGGAAGCCACCAUGAUUACGUUGUACCGGCCACUUUCGGGAACUACUCGUCUGCCGCAAGAACGCCGGCUGAGAAACAAUUGGAUCAGCGAUUUCUACACUGAUACUUCAUCCGCGCUCGUUCAGCAGGCGUGGUUUCCGGUCGUCGGUCUGCUGCUGGCAGCAGCGACCGGCCAGGAAGCUGGGACACGAGAUGAGACUCGACCGCAAGCGUCGACGGUCAAGCAGGAGCUGGCCAACUCCAUCAGACUGCCACGACAGUUGCAGACGCCGCAGUCGUUCGCGUCUCAGAAUCUGCCGAGUAUUAUCGCGCCGCCCGAAAAAAAUCCGAAGAAACGUCAGUUGUCCGAUCUCGGGUUGAACUUCCCUCAGCCGUUGUCACCGCUGAAUGGCCCAACUCCACUUCCACUUGUCAGCGCAACCUUUGGCGCGGCUCUUAGUCCGCGAAUCACAUCACAACCGAAGCAAAUCAUCACGCGGAUAACCGAAACUGGAUCACCGUCAGGUGAUCACGUCACCAUUGUGACCCCGCCGAUCAUUGAGUCACAGCGCAGGAUCCACGAAUUCGACACGUCAUUCUACAGGUCUCCUUCCUUCCACCACAAGCACGGACAUCAUCAUGGGCAUCAUCACGGCCAUCACCACGAUCAUCAUUCGCAUCAUGAUCAUCACGCGAAGCAUAAGCAUCACCACGGACACAAGCAUCAUCAUGGUCACGAACACAAGCACGGCCACGAUCAUCAUGAGGAGCAUAAACAUCACGAAGACCACAAGCAUCACCAUGGCCAUCAUCAUCAACAUGGACACCAUCACGAUCAUGGCCAUAAGCAUCAUUCGGAACACAAGCAUCAUCAUGGCCACGAGCACAAGCAUGGUCACAGUCACAAGCACGGCCAUAAGCACGGCCAUGAGCAUAAGCAUCACGGAGAGCACAAGCAUCAUCACGGACAUCAUCAUCACUCGAAGCAUGAGCAUCACGAAGAACACAAGCAUCAAUCUGAGCAUCAUCAUCAUCACAAGCAUCACCACCACAAUGAGCAUCAUCAUCAUCACGAUCAUCAUCACGUUAAUGAGCAUCAUCAUCAUCAUACUCAUAAGGAAACCGAAAAGCAUCAUCAUCAUCACGGACACGAUCACAAGGAGCAUCACAAGCACGGACAUAAGGAGGAGCACAAGCAUCAUCACGGACACGAGCACAAGCACGGCCACCACGAGAAGCAUCAUCAUGGACAUCACGAGGAUCAUCACCAUAAGCACGGACACGAUCACAAGCAUGGUCACCAUGAGGAUCACAAGCACCAUCAUCACGAAGAUCAUCACCACAAGCACGGUCAUGAGCACAAGCAUGGCCAUCAUGAAGAGCAUCAUCACGGCCACCAUGAAGACCACAAGCACGAUCACCAUGAAGAUCAUCAUCACAAGCACGGUCAUCAUCACAAGCACGGUCACAAGGAGGAUCAUCACCACGGUCAUCACGAGGAUCACCAUCACUCCCAUCACCAAGACCACAAGCAUCACCAUCACGAGUCGCAUAAGCAUGGUCACGAGCACAAGGAGGACCACAAGCACGGUCACGAUCACAAGCAUCAUCAUGAUCAUCAUGAACAUCAUCAACAUCACGAGCAUCACAAGCAUCACGAAGGCCAUGAUCACAAGCAUGGCCACAAGCAUCACGAGGGACACAAGCACCACGAAGAUCAUCAUCACAAGCAUGGUCACGAUCACCAUCACAAGCACCAUGAGGACCAUCACCACGACGUGUUUGAGAACCACGGUCACGAGCACUACAAGAGUCAUCAUUUCGGCGAUCACUUCGGAUCCUCGCCGGUUCAUGAAGAAUACGUGUUUCCGGAAGAGAGUGCGGCGGUGCCCGUGACACCGCCAGUGGAAGACGUGCUGAAGAUCGCAAAACCGGCGGAAGUGACGGAGUCUGUCGAGCGCGUGGGGGUCGUGCAAGUCUAGUGAAGGGAUUACCACGACGCAGAACAUGACAGGGUUGCUUAAAAGCAGAGCGUUUAAACUAAGUUACUCGUAAACGCGAUGCAUGUGUGCGCGUCUGUAAAAAUUGGAAACAGAUAUUUAUUGGAGCAUAGAAUAAAAGUAUAAUAUUAUUAUCUUAUUAUAGAUAUUGUUUUUAUACUCUAUACAUAUGUGCUUUUAGCGCUGUUAGAAUCAACUUUCCGAUCGAAAAUAUUUUGUAACGCAUUAUAUUAACUCGUAUACAAAUUUUAAUCGAGUCCUUGAUUACCGUAGAAUAAUUGAAAAAGAUUAUGUUAAUCUUUUUCGAUCUCUCUGAUGUCUUUCCUUUAUAAGUAUUAUUUUUUCCUUUAUAAGUUUUACAAAGAUAUUUUACUUCGUGCUUUAUAUAUUUUCUGUUAGUAUAUUGUAAUUGAGUUAAUAUUCCAACUUGAUAUACAAGCUUCGUUAAGUAUAAAAUAAAUCUGAACAAAGUAAUUAGAGAGAGCGGUUCGAAAAUAAGAAGUUAAUUUAGUUAUACAAUAAAUUAAAACUUCUGAUUAACGCGUGCUAGGUUCUUUUAAUUUAUUUCACGGUUAAAUACAACUCACUCAUUUCCAAACUAAACAGACGCAUUGCAUUAAUUUUCUACUUAUGCUAUUCUACUUAAAUUUAACAUCAUACGAAAUGAGCGCAUGGUACUGUUUUCAGGCUAAACAAUACGUAUAAUCGACGAACGCUACGUUUUAGAUUACACUCUGCAUUCUUCAACCCUGUCAUAAGAAACCACCCAACUGAAUACCGUUCUACAUUACCCGCUUUGUUUUUUCUCGGCGAUAGGGUCGUUCGGGAAAACGAUUACGGCUCGAUCGUGGUACAGGCUCGUAGGUACAUCGUUAAGCGUUGUUUCUCGUUAGUCAGACAUUACUCGAGCGUUGUUGACACCUUUGAAAUAUAAAGUUUUCACCACUUUACGAUCCUUUCAUUUUUUUCCACCACCCUGGCCCCUUAGCAUAAAGCCGACGUAAACGACGUCCCGUUUUUUUCACGGAACAGGGACAAUAUUUAAGGUUUAUGGCAAAGAGCGUACUUUUAUGUUGUUGCAAGAAAUUUUAUCUGCGAGAAUGCAGGUAAACGACGGAGAGUGGAAAAGUAGAUUAAAGCGGAAAUGUGUUAAUUGCGUCGAAAUGGUAUUAACGUGUUAAAAUUGAGGAAGUUUAAUCGUAUUCCAGCAGGAAAGCUCUAGGCAAAUGUAUAAUUGCGAAUUGGUAGACGAUCCGAAAGUUAACUUCCGACUGUAAUGUAAUUUCUUGGUAGGCGGCGAGGGUUGUAGUCGUAAUUCUCUGACUUAAGAAUAAUUUACAGACGAUACUAAUUUUCCCGGGGCAGGCUGCGAUUCGCGGAAGUAAUUUCUUAGCAAGAUAGCAAGGGUUAACACGUGUGUUACGCUGCGAGAAUCCCCGAAUGGAUUCGAUACGCCGGAAGGGAUGUAUCUAUCUUCCGUGCUGGAUAAUGGAUCGAUUAUUCAGCGGGAACAGUUUUAGCUUUGGGUAUGAGCACGCGUAAUCCGCUAAUACCGUCAAGGAUCUAUCUCGGCGGUAUAAUUCGUUCGACGGCAACUUAUCACGCCGGCCGUUAUAAUCCCGGCUUUCAAAUCAUUAUAUUGCUUGGAAUCUUUCAGCAGUUCAGAAUCUCUCAGUUCAAUGGAAGAGACGGGCAAACAAAAUAGAUCGAACGGUGGCAAUUCUGAGUGAACGCUAUUCCC